Entrophospora candida is the source of this 1373-nucleotide messenger RNA. The record is from the annotation of a GenBank genome assembly. NCBI's taxonomy places the organism in Eukaryota, Fungi, Glomeromycota, Glomeromycetes, Entrophosporales, Entrophosporaceae.
AUGGCGACAUUCGCAACUGACAAAGAUCUUGCCACUAGUUGUCAACAAGAUGUACAUUUAGGUGUAAAUAGUUUUUUUGCUGUUGCUGGUAUUGAAGAUCGUGAUGUUGCACCUGCACCUGCCACAACGGAGAUUUUUGGCCGCUUUCAAUUCUUAAAGACACUUUUACAUCCAAGCCUUUGUGAAUAUGUUGAAAUUGUAAAGGGAAAACAUGAUCGAUUAUUUGUAAUAUUUGAAUAUCAUACAAAUAGUCUUGAAAAGUUUUAUCAACGUAAUGAAAAAGAAGAAAUUAUACAGAUUUCAAGUAUAAAAAUUGAUAGGUUACGUGAAUGGGCAUUUCAAAUAUUGAAAGCUCUUGCUUAUCUAAACAAAAAUAAAAUCACACAUCAUAAUAUUUCACCUCAUAAUAUCUUAUUAGAUGAUGAAGGAAAUAUAAAAUUGGCAGAUUAUGGAUUUUAUUAUAUGACUAAUGGUGGAGCUGAUGUGGAAUUUCCAAUUGGUUAUCCACAAUACAUUCCUCCUGAAGCAAUUUAUCAUUCCUCCGAAAUGACCUAUGCAACAGGGAAGGUGGAUGUAUGGUCAUUGGGCAUAAUAUUAGCAGAAUUGUUUUUUGCAAAGUCUUUUUGGGAAGAUAUCAAAGAUAUUGAUAAAUUAUUUUCAUCAUUAUGGGAUCUUCACUCCAUUGCGUAUAAAAAAGAUAAUGAUAGUGGUGGUGUUGGUAAUGGCGAAGCUUGGGAUAGUUUUAAUGUUUUCGAAUUAGGAAUAAAUGAUUCAAUUUUAGAAUUUUUACAAGCAACAGAUGGAACAGAUACAGAUAUUAUUGAAUUUAGAAACUUUUUACGUUGUUGUCUUCAAGUAAAAGUUUCAGAUCGACUCUUACCAGAACAAUUAUUGUCUCAUCCAUUUUUCAAAAAAAUCCAUAUUUAUGAAAAAGGUGGGAGUAAGCAGUACAAAUAUUGGUGGCUGAAACCAUUUUUGCAAUCACAACAAAUUGAAUUUGAUGAAAAGGAUUUAUUUAAAUAUAUUGAAGAAACUCCAAAAAAAGAUGUUCUACAUGGGAUACCUCUGUCACAAAUUUAUUAUUUUUGGAAAUUAGCUGGAGGUGAUGUUGAAUCAGAGCUAGCAAAAAGAGGUUACCUGCUUAGUACUCCGCCAAUUGAAAGAUUACCAAGAACUGUUAAAGUAGAAGAUGGAAAAGAGGAGGGCACAAAAAAAGACACAGCUUUUUUAUAUUCUGACACAAUCUAUACUUUAUCAUUAAAAGAACUUCGUCAACGAUUGGAAAAUGCCACAGGUCUUAAUAGAGACACUCCUGAACAAGAUCAAGAACAGGAUUAUUUUCUAGAUGAUGAUAUGAAUUUUUUAGUUGAUGA